AUGGCCGAAGCCGAAUUCCAAAGAGAAAACUCCGUCACCGAGACGGAUUCCGCCGGCCGUUCCGUCAUCCAGGAUCCCGCCCAGACUGCUCAGGCGGGUCUUGGCGCAGACGAAAAGAAAGACAUGCUCGAAGUUUUGAAAGGUGACCUCUCAAGACUAGAAGGGAAAGUUAAUGAGUUGGACAAAAAAGUAAUCACCAAUGAUGAGAAGAUUGAUACUCUGGUCGGCUUGGUGGAGGCAAGGAAGCGAUGA
Messenger RNA from Prunus armeniaca (apricot), 252 nucleotides. The record is from the annotation of a GenBank genome assembly. NCBI's taxonomy places the organism in Eukaryota, Viridiplantae, Streptophyta, Magnoliopsida, Rosales, Rosaceae.